Cutaneotrichosporon cavernicola is the source of this 828-nucleotide messenger RNA. RefSeq lists its product as uncharacterized. Bases 1 to 828 code for a protein of 275 amino acids. The record is from RefSeq and is a predicted model, not a curated record. Lineage: Eukaryota; Fungi; Basidiomycota; Tremellomycetes; Trichosporonales; Trichosporonaceae. The transcript is spliced from 4 exons.
AUGCGCUUCUCGGCAGUUGGCGUAUCCUCAACACUUCUCUUUGCGUCUGCAGUUACGGCGUUCCGCGACUCGUCUCCGCUCCUAGUCUGGUCCUCUGAACCAAACUAUGGACUCGACGAGGCGCGAGCGGAACUCACGUCUGGCGUGAUCGGGGCGGAUGUCAUGUUCGAGUCCCUCGAGACUAUCGGGUGUGACUGGGACAUGGUCGUGGUCGCACACAUGGACGACCUUCACCAGGCCCAGAUCAAGAAGAUCUCGCUUCCCUUGGACUCAUCCAAGGCCGAUCUCCAUGUCCCCUACCUCAUCCGGCCAACGCGCGAGGGCCUCGACACCAGUGUGCAGUCAUGGGCGGAGAAGUGCGGUGCGAAGCUGGUUGACGACUUGGCCAACGCCGAAAAGGGACAGCGGACCCUCGUCUACCUCAACGUCGAGCAUGGCAAGGACGUUGUCCUCCCGAGCGACCUGCCAGCACGCCACCUCGUCGUGCUGACCGGCACGCGCGACCUGAGCAAGAAUGACGCUAAGCGCCAAGGGGUGGUCGAGGAGCCCUUCGAGUCGGUCAAGGUGCCGGAGGUCGUUUCGUCUCUUCCGUCGGUGGCGCCCGAGUCCGAGGCGUCCACGGCCGCCAAGAAUAAGACGGACCCCGACGCGCCCCGGCACAACACGUACCUCACUACUCCUCUCAUCACAGCCCUCCUCAUCACCUUCCUCAUCUUCGUCCCUGUCAUCGCCAUUAGCGUCAGCGCGCUUGCGUCCGUUCAGGUCCCGCCUCGGAUGCUUGAGAUUUCUAAGGCUCUUGCGGUCGACAAGACCCGUAAGGACCAGUAG